Messenger RNA from Acytostelium subglobosum LB1, 1650 nucleotides. RefSeq lists its product as hypothetical. The coding region runs from base 1 to 1650 and encodes 549 amino acids. The record is from RefSeq and is a predicted model, not a curated record. NCBI's taxonomy places the organism in Eukaryota, Evosea, Eumycetozoa, Acytosteliales, Acytosteliaceae. The transcript has a single exon.
AUGUUCACUUGUAUUGGUGAAUCACUCGAUCUACAUUGCCUAGCAUUCGUUUCAUCCAGACUCUAUAAUGUUGGCAAAUCAUUCUUGGACAUUGGCAACAAGACAACAGAUGAACAACAACAACAACAACAACAACAACAAUCACGCAAAACAUUGGAAUUGCCUAUCAUACCAGGCUACCUCCCCUCAACACUCCAAGUACUCAACAUAACUCAACGAUCACCUCAUCAACUUGAGCCGGGCUCACUUCCAGCAUCGCUAUCAACCCUUACAAUCAAUUACAUUGGUGUCAGCAUACUUCAACCUGGUUCUCUACCAGCUUCUCUAACAAAGUUAAAGCUUGAGAACUUUAAUCAAGUUAUCUUGCAUGGUGUCCUCCCUCAAGGUCUAAUCAGUCUGUGGACGGGCAAUGACUUUGAUAAGCCACUUCACGCAGGAGUACUACCUGCAUCCCUUCAAUAUCUUCACCUUGGAGAGUCAUUCAAUCAACAAAUUGUACCAGGUACCUUUGGACAGUCUCUUAUCAAGCUCUACUUUGGUGACUCGUUCAAUCAGAUACUUCAUCUUCGUACCCUUCCCCCAUAUCUACAAUCAUUGACCCUUGGAGAGGACUACGAGCAACCCUUCAUUCCCGGGGCAUUACCAUCAUCACUCACACGUUUGAUCGCUGGACAAUCAUACAACCAAGAGUUGUCGCCAGGACUUCUUCCAUCAUCCAUUCAAUACCUAUCGUUGGGUGAUUGUUUCGAUCAGAUCAUCCAAGCGGACACACUUCCCAGUAGUCUGACAGAGUUGAUCUUUCCAUCAUUCUACAACAUACCUUUUGAUGUUGCAGUACUUCCAUCAUCGCUCCAGACAUUGGAAUUAGGCGACCAUUUCAAUCAACCCUUUGGGGUUGGGGUCUUGCCUCAAUCACUCUACAAGCUAAUCCUUGGAAUGAAGUUUGAUCAAGAGUUGCUAUCAGAUCAACUACCAUCCAGUCUCACCUACCUUUCAUUUGGCAGAAACUUCAACCAACCAAUCACUCCAGGGUCCUUGCCAACCAGCCUAACCACUCUAAAGCUUGGCUCGCGAUUUAAUCAACAACUCGCACCAGGCGCGUUACCACCAUCACUCACCAGCCUAAAGCUGGGGCGUGCAUUCGAUCAACCGCUCACCUCCUGGAUGAUACCCUCCUCACUCGCCCACCUGAAGCUGUACUUGUUCAAAGCCAAUGUAGACUCGCUCCCAAAGUCCUUGAUCAGUCUGCGAGUAUAUGAUGUCGACAAGCAGACACUCACGCCAGGAAUGCUUCCAUCGCAGCUCAAAGAGCUGGAGCUCGGGCUGGUGGGCAAACUGCAAGUGUGUUCGGGUGCCCUGCCAGACUCGCUCGAGAAACUGAUCGUGCCAAGCAACUACCAACAGCCAGUGCCAGACAGUUUGCGACAUAUGUAUAUCAAGGUUGACCAAAAGAUUCCUGGCAACAUGCUACAAUCAUUCUCUGUCAGGUAUCCAUAUGUCACCAACUAUCACUUCAUCAGAGUGUCCAACAGAGAAUACCAAUGCGCUCGAAUAAUCGAUCCAAAGACUGUCCUUCUUCAAGUUGAUGGUAAACCUGCCUACAUCAAGAACAUCAAUGACCUUACUUGUACUCCAUGUUGGUCAACAUAA